This is a messenger RNA of Hyaloscypha bicolor E, 2543 nucleotides long. RefSeq lists its product as uncharacterized. Bases 64 to 2436 code for a protein of 790 amino acids. The transcript has 5 exons. The record is from RefSeq and is a predicted model, not a curated record. Lineage: Eukaryota; Fungi; Ascomycota; Leotiomycetes; Helotiales; Hyaloscyphaceae.
CAAUCUCAGGAUCGAUCAUUUCACUUUCUUGUGACUCUCCCAAGACCGCGAUCGGCCCCAAUCAUGGCUGCCAACAUCUGGAUAACUUCUGAUUUAGUAUUAUUGAUUGCAUGGUUAGAAUUUUGUCGCCAGAACGGGAUCGAUUUCGAAACCACUAUCAUCAAAUUGCUUAGGGAAUCAAGGAAACGGCAAACUGGCCGAGGGUAUCCCUUCACCUGGAAACAGGUCAAAGAUAAAUUAAUUGACCUGGCUCGAAAAGAUAAAGACCCAAAAAGGUCCGUAAAGGACUACGCUCGUCUCGACGAAAUACUUCUCAAGGGUUCAGCUUGCUUUCCACAUCUUGCAAGAGAACUUCAACCACAAAUCGAUGUGGCUGUUGAGCGAUUCCACGAGUCACAUGCUCACUCAGAGCCACAGAAAACCAGUAGAACCAAUCAAGAACCAAGCGAACGGAAUGAAAGAGAAGCACUGGAAACGCCAAAGCUGUUUCCAAAUCUGAUAUCUUCGAAUCGCGGUCUAAAUUCCACAAAUGGAAGAAGUCUCCGCCUCCACACUGUGGUUUCGAACGGACCUCUUUGUUCGGAAGCUUCCAUAAACAUGAACGCAACAACUCCAUCGAAGUCUCAACCGCGGAUCGACAUUCGCAGAAGGUGCUCGCCACGAGGUGGUGGUUGGCAGCGGUCUCAAUCUAUCGACAUUCACCAUGACGCUGUUCGAAGGGUAGAAAGAUUGUGGGAGGAAGACACCGUGUCUUUGCAUGGACAAAUCGCAAUUCUCGAGAAAGAAAAACGGAAGCUCUUGGCCAUGCUUCAAAACUCAGACAACGCACGGCAGCACCGCGAGUCUUUUGGUCAAGACCCGAAAGAAUCACAAUUUCGCCUUUACCACCACACGAUUUGGGAAUUGCAGCAACUUAACAUGGACUUGGAAAGUGCAGCUAACUUUUUCGACCUGGAUGCAUCUGAAAGCCGGUCUUUGCAAGUCGAGGUUAUUGACGAAAGCAUGGACCAGAUCCAAUCGGAGCUCGAAUCAAUACUAGGCAACUGUGACACCACAAACUUACAACUCAGUACCGCUAUUGAUCACGGCUCUGACCUUGAGGCGCUGUUAUUGUCAUGUUUGAAUCUGCCCAACACCCCAGAGCAUCUAGAACUACGAUUGAAAGAGUGCAUAUCACACUUCGAAGCUCCAAUACUUAUGAGAGCUUUGGUCCUGGCUGCAUUGAACGACUGGGUAUUCAACACCCCUUUCCCUCCAUUCAUGGAGGAGGGCGGCGCCUCUUUAUUUCUGAGAUCAAUUGAGGAGAUAGCAUUGGAACAUCGCGACUGGGCGUGGCUCCGCAAUCUGCAGACGGCUGCAUACUCUCGGUUUCUCGCAAGCAGCGAGUUCAAAGAAGGACUGCUCCCAAUAAGAUCAAGGUUGCUUGCCGAUCGCUUGAGCAAUGCUGCUGCCUUCCUGAUUAUUCCAGUCUCGUCUGAAAGUGGCCAUGCCGGCGGUCCUAAAGUGGUCGACCCAAUCCUCGAAACUCUCCAUUCUCGAUUCAACUCCUUGUUUUUCGCGGGUCUCAGGUUUAAGGCAACUACCGCAGCCACAGACAAUAGGUAUGAGUUCGCGCUCGAACCCCUCGGCACCAUGACUCUCGAGAUGACUCAAGGGCCGGCACCAAUGAGGACGUUUACGACGCACGACAGAGGUCUAAGAGGAGACACCAGCAGGUCGUGGUUCCACGCAUCGUUGAGAGUUUACGAUGCAGGACCCGCAAAUUGGCUCAAUCCCCGAUCCAAUGCCAUUAUCCAGACCGACAACUUUGUCCCUGGACUGUCGAAAACGAACUGCAAUUGCAUCUACAAGAAGGACAUAACGGUCAAAAUAUCAGAUAUCAGACAUGGCGGUUCAGAGAUGCAGAAUAUUGGCGCGAGUAGGAAUUUGAAGAGGUCACGGCGAGAGAGUUUGGAAUCGCCUUCAACACUCCGGCCUGACACCGCUGGUCUUGGACCAAGUUCGUGCGGUAGAACAGAUUAUGCACAAGACCAAAGAGUGUGCAAAUCAGCUGGAUAUAUAUUUUCUAGAUCGAUAGAUGAUCGACUAGAGCAGAAUACGACUGACUUCUUGUCAGCCAAACGAAUCUCUGUGUCUGAGUACCGGCGCGACGAGGAUAACGACAGCGGCAGCGUUUCUGAUUUGACAUCAAUUGGAGAUCCGUACGAACCGAAUCCAGACAUGACGAGGGCAGAAGUAGAGGCCAUGAGAUCAGAGAGAACAGUGCCCGCUCAACGCGCACCGGGUACUCGGACGGCCGGGGACGGUUAUGUAUGUCCUGCGUGUGGCACCUCCCUAUCCAACUUGGAUAGUUUGCGGAGGCAUCAAAGAAACGAUACGUGUGCGAGAACUGCAAUGAGGAGUUCAACCAGAUUUCAAAUCUUCAAAGACAUCUGAGGAAUAAAUCUUGUUCGAAAUGUUUUAGGUGUGGCAAAGAGUUCGCCACUGCGGACGAGUUUCACAGCCACAUGAGGAUCAGCCAUAGUCUACAGUUCAUCGAAAGC